AUGUCGAGUCUAAGGAUUCUUUUAACAGGCGCAAACGGUUACAUUGGAGGAGCAGUUCUAGAUUCUCUUCUCACCGAUGACAUCAUCACGGUGAAUAAAUCCAACGUCUCUGCCCUGACAAGAGCGAGUGGUGCCGCAUCCGUGAGGGCUAAAGGUCUCGAGCCUAUGAUAUUCAACAACUUGGACGAUACUGAUGUCUUGGCUGAACUCGCCAGCCAACACGAUGUUGUCAUCCACUGUGCUUCGGGCUUCCACACCCUCUCUGCACGAGCCUUGAUAUUAGGUCUUGCGCAGAGAAAGAAACAGACCGGCAACGACGUCUACUACAUCCACACUUCUGGCACGUCCAACAUUGCCGAUCGACCUAUUUCCAAGACAUUCUCUGAAUUAAACUACCCUUUGUCCGACAAAGAUGACAUAUUCUCUUACCUGAAGAGCAGAGACUCUGCCGUCCCAUACGCCCAGCGUACCAGCGAUAUUGUUGUUACUGAGGUCGGCGUCGAGUAUGGCGUCAAGACGUACAUCCUGAUGUCUCCCUCUCUUUACGGCAUUGGCACAGAUCCGCUCCAUGAGUUCUGCCACACGCCUAUCCUGAUCCGCAAGUCAAUCCUCCUGGGCAACACUCCUGUUGUUGGUGAUGGUGCUGGACGCUGGGAUAACCUUCACGUCUUGGACAUGGCGCGCGCUUACAAGGUCGUUCUCUCGAAGAUCUUGAGCGGUGCAGGUGCAGACAUUCCCCACGGCAAAGAUGGGGUCUAUUUUCUGCAAGAUGGCCAUCAUACAUGGCUUGAGCUUUCUCAAAUGGUUGCAAAGGCUGGCGUGGAAGCUGGCGCUCUCAAGACCACCGAGAUUAAGCAACUGUCCCUGGAGGAAGCCACUAGAAUACUAACCGGCGGCAGAAAUCUCCUGGCCGAGAUCGGCUGGGCUUCCAACUCUCGUUCUUCAGGCGACAAGAUCCGUGCACUAGGCUGGGCGCCUCUGAGGAGUGCUGAUUUUGAAACUCAUGCCGCUCUAGACUGGGUGAAUAUCUUGGCGGAUAUCAAGGCCAAGGAGGCGGUUGCGAACUCUACUACAUAG
Molecule: messenger RNA, 1077 nt
Organism: Venustampulla echinocandica
Lineage: Eukaryota; Fungi; Ascomycota; Leotiomycetes; Helotiales; Pleuroascaceae
Exons: 5
Coding region: 1-1077 (358 amino acids)
Source: RefSeq, a predicted model, not a curated record